Aplysia californica (California sea hare) is the source of this 6138-nucleotide messenger RNA. RefSeq names its product alkyldihydroxyacetonephosphate synthase, peroxisomal. The record is from RefSeq and is a predicted model, not a curated record. Gene Ontology annotation, molecular function: alkylglycerone-phosphate synthase activity; FAD binding. Gene Ontology annotation, biological process: lipid biosynthetic process. NCBI's taxonomy places the organism in Eukaryota, Metazoa, Mollusca, Gastropoda, Aplysiida, Aplysiidae.
ACGACUCCAAUUAUAUUCUUUCGCAAUGGCGUCGACAGGCAACAACAGAAACCAAAGCCGAAGUGGACUAGAUCUAUGCCUUUCGAAAUCGUCAGAUGUAAAAUUAUCAAAUUCUGGAUGUGCUGGAUCUAAAGAUGGCAGUGCAUCUCUUGACCCUGAGCCCCCAAGAGUUCCUAAAAGAAGACAAGAGUUGUUGAAAUGGAACGGAUGGGGCUACAAAGACUCCAAAUUCUUCGUCAACAAAGAUGGGAACAUGGAGUUUUCAGGGGAGAGGUAUCGCAUCAGUGGGUUCACAAUGCCAGCGAUGCGGGAGUGGAUGAUCAACACCAUCGGGAUCAGCCUCGACCAUAAAGCCCCUGCUCAGCCAGAGAUUCCUGCUGCCAACAUUCCCUUGCCAGUGAAAAACGAAGGUUUCCUCAGCGACAUCAGAAAGACAUCGAUAUCAGCUUCUGAUGAUUGCCAGGACAGACUCUUCCGAGCCCAUGGCCACACGGUGCAUGAGAUUUUUCUCCUCCGUGAAGGCAAGUAUGAGCGUGUUCCGGAUCUUGUUGUCUAUCCAGUAAACCAUGAUGAAGUGGUCAAGAUCGUGGAGCUGGCCUGUAAGCACAAUGUGGUCAUCAUCCCCUUUGGAGGUGGGACCAGUGUGACAAAUGCUCUUGAGUGUCCGGAAGACGAGAGGAGAAUGAUUGUUUCUUUGGAUACCUCACAGAUGAAUCGCAUCCUGUGGAUUGAUGAGAAAAACAUGACAAUGCGAGCAGAGUGUGGCAUCAUUGGCCAGGACCUGGAGAGACAGCUGUCAGAGCGAGGCUUGUGCACAGGCCAUGAGCCAGACUCCAUGGAGUUCAGUUCCCUGGGUGGCUGGGUGGCCACCAGAGCAUCAGGGAUGAAGAAGAAUAUCUAUGGGAACAUUGAGGACCUGGUUGUGCACGUUAAGAUGGUGACCCCGCGUGGCGUCCUGGAAAAAAGUUGUCAGGUACCCCGCAUCUCAUCAGGCUUGGAUAUCCACCAUUUCAUAUUGGGCUCGGAAGGAACUCUGGGAGUGGUGACAGAGGUGACCAUGAAAGUGCGACCACUGCCCCAGUGCAAAAAGUAUGGCUCCAUCGUGUUUCGAGAUUUUGCUUGUGGUGUUGGCUGCAUGAGGGAAAUUGCCCGCCAGCGCUGUGCACCAGCCUCAAUACGACUCAUGGACAAUGAGCAGUUUCAGUUUGGUCAUUCCUUGAGGGUGGAGUCCAAGUCCCUGUUGACCAACUUUUUGGAUGGGUUGAAGAAGCUUUACGUCACCAAACUGAAAGGUUUUGACCCGAUGAAGAUGUCAGUGGCUACCCUGCUGUUUGAAGGAACCAAAGAGGAAGUUGCAACUCUGGAGAAGAGAGUGUACGAGAUUGCAGCAAAGUUUGGAGGCAUUCCUGGUGGCGCAGACAAUGGAGAGCGAGGCUAUAUGCUCACAUUUGUCAUUGCGUACCUCAGGGACAUUGCUUUUGAGUACAUGGUUGUGGCGGAGUCGUUCGAGACGUCGGUGCCGUGGGACAGGGUGACCCAGACGUAUGACGCUGGGGCUGCCGUGUAUUUCUACUUUGGCUUCAACUACCGUGGCAUCAGUGACCCUGUUGCUGUGUAUGAACACAUUGAGAACUGUGGUAGAGAAGAAAUCAUGGCAAAUGGUGGCAGUAUCUCUCAUCAUCACGGAGUUGGCAAAAUCCGCAAACAGUACCUGCACAAGACAGUGGGCAACAUCGGGAUCGGGGCCAUGCAGGCUGUGAAACGCUACAUCGACCCCAACAACAUCUUUGGCAACAAUAACCUGAUGAUAGGACAGGACAUCGGGGACGCUGCUGUACAGGAGCCAGACAAUGUCCAUCUGCCGUCUAAGCUGUGAGGUGGACACAGAGCAAGAAAUAGAGCAUUUCAUCAUAGUCAUAACACAUUUGUCUUAGUUAUUUUGUAAAAGUGUAUUUUUAAAAAAUAGUGUUUACAAUCGUUAAUCUUAUGACUUGAACAAAAGUGGAAAUGUCUCAACAAUUGGAUUUUUAGUAUAUGAAACAAAAUCCUGUUAUUUUUGUUGUUUGAAAUUAAGUAACAGACUUUUUUGCUAAAUGGAUAACAAGAAACCUAAAGAAAAAUUAUUUAAGCAGUUGUGUUAUGACAGUGAUGAAUUGUAAAUAGUGAGUGGCUGGACGCCAGCUGAGAAUUCGUGUGGUACACAGGAACAUCGGGUCAUUGCUCUGUCGCUUUUUGGGGAUGUGUGUUUUCGGUGUGAUGUGUCCUGGGUUGAUUUGGUACUGUUUCUGAUUUUUUAAAUUUGGUGAAAUAGCAUUAAGCUUGUGGAGUUAAGCCUUUACAUGAACAAUGCAUGCUGUCUAGAAAUUUUCUACGCAAUUUUAUUUUAGCUUUUAUUUUACCAUCUCAUUUGUGGAACAAGCUUUACUGUUUGACAUGAAGACCACACUUUGACAUAAUAACACUAUGCUGGUGGUUUCUCCACUAACUUUAGUUUUGUCUGUUAGCUCAGAAGUUGAUUUGGGACUUUUUAUUUUUCUACAAGGGUUACUCUGUUGUGAUGUACACAUUUUUUGUAACCCUCUCCAGCAGUAUUCCAAAAUAUGCUAACCCACGCAUAUUUGAUUCUUCUCUUGGUAAGCGUUAACCUUGGACAAUUCACUGCUGGUUCUAGCUUUGUUUUCUCUGGAUUUGUUGCGUUGAAACGACAGUGAAUGGUUUUCACUUGUACUUAAAGCCUUGCAAAUUUUGGUCAGCUCUUUAAGUUUGUUGAAACUUCAAUAACAAUAUCAUCUUGGAUAUGGACUUGGACUGUUUCGGGGGGCUUGUGAUGCUGACCGUGAGAGAGAUUUUCUCGCGUUUUGAGGAUGCAUGUGAUGCUCACAGGACUGUGGGAGAACAGGAAGAAGAAGCAAAUAGUUGAGAUGGAAAUGUAGGCUCUGGAAGUGUCUUUGCAUGAAGGGUUGGACAAGGAGUUUUGGUAUCAAGGAAAGCACUGUAUGUAAUGUUGUUGUGGAUUUGCACAUGGGCAUUUCUAAUGGUUCUCUUGUAGCGCAAUGUUCUUCAUGUUUACAAAAGUCAUUCCUUGAUAUGUAUUGUUCAAGUGCAUAUGUUCAAAAUUUUUAGUAUUGCCUCUGGUGACAUGGGUGAUAUUGGGUUUUUCCAUACUUCUCUCUUUGCCUUAGGGUUUGAAUGACUGGGGUGGAAAGCAAAUGUGGAAGCAUCAGAAAAAAAAUCUGUAGCGUCUCUCAUUUAUAAUAAACACACUCUGCUGAACUGCGACUUGGUAAUUACCUUGGUUCCUUCAGUACUGUGCGAAUUCAUAGCUCACUUUCUUGACCACUGACAGGAGGGAUGCCACUUAUUAUCUGUAUGUUUUCAGAAUCCAGGAAAUUUUAGGAUAUUUUACCCUUCCUUCUUUUUUUUUACUUAAAUUUUUUUUACAGUUUUGUGUGUGUGUGUGUGUGUGAUGAUGAAUUCCCUGUAUUAGGGACAUGACUUCUGAGUGCUUGUUUGGAGGCUAUCUGACCAUGCUGGCAAGGUGUGCUGGAGUUAUGUGAUGCUUAGAAAAGAUUGUGUGUGUUUUAUUUUACAUGUGUAUGUGUGUGCCUAUUUGUGAAUCUGUUUGUGUGUGUGUUUGUGCUUAGUUUCUACUAUAUGUCCAAGUUCAUGCCUGUGUGUGUGUGUACAUGUGUGCUGGCAUGUGUCGGUAUUUGCUUUUAUCACAAGGCUGCAUGUGUUCACGCACAUGUCCGUGUGCUUGUACUUGUGUCGUGGGUGUGUGUGUGUUUGGCUGGAUGUCAAUUCCCUGGGUAGACUACAUGGAUAUAUUAUGUUGCUUUUAUCCAAAGUUCCUGUAUAAUCUCAGUUCACACAUUCUGCCUGAGACUUUGUUGAUAUGUUGCUUUUGUUUGUUCUUUUACACCUUUGCUUUCUUGUUUCUUUAUCUGGCCAGAACUUUUGUUUAUGUUAAGCAGAGCCUCGGAUCAUACUUCACCUUGUGUGUUGAUGUUCAGGGGGAGACUUUAAUUGUUCUGCAUUUGUUCACUGAUUGUUUUACGCUUCCUGUUACAGGUCUGUGGUAUUGUUGACUCUAUAGAACAAAUCUUUUUAAUUUGUGGGUUAAAUACUAUGGCAAAAGAAAGGAUUUUCCUCACUCUAGCCAGGCCGUUUUGGCCACCAUGUUUUCCUGCCUGACUAAAGAGAAAAAGUGUUGGGGGUUUUUUGUUCUAAAUCUUUUAGAAGCUCAAAGGUAUUACGACUGUUACAUAUUAAAAAGGUAGGGAAUUGGAUUUUCUUACUGACAGUCUAAAGAAAAAGUAAUAAGAGUAUAAAUUAGCGGUUUGGUGUGAGUUUGAAGAUCACCCAACUGCAUGAUGCGUCUCAUGGUCAUGAAGCAUUGAUCGUGCAGGUUGUAAAAUGUGACUAGUGGUAGGGAAUUAGAUAAGGUGAUGGUAAUGCUAGGUGGGACUUUAUGUCUCUCACAAAGACUCUUUUAUCUUAUUUUCCUCCGUGCUCGGUCUGCAGGGACAGAAAUAUUUAGGUAUCAGUGUAUGAACGUCGAAGAGGCUAUUACAAAAAAGUCAUCUGAGAAGUGGAUGAAACAUUGAAAUAUAGUAUAGAUAAGAAAAAGACAACUAUACAGAUCCUCGUAGAGAGUAAUUUUAUGAUGACUGGCAUAUGAGAAAGAUUAAAUCAUAUUGCAUCACAAACUGAAAUGGAAGCACUGUAAAGCUAGAUGCUACAGUACAGUGUACAGAGCGCCUAUAGAAACUUGCCCUCUCUUGUUACUGUUCAAUAAUUUUUAUUUAUUGCUUACACACAUCAGUGUUGAUGGUCACAAAAUCACCGACCUCUGAAAAGCUGAUUUCACUGUAGGCAGGAAAAAAGGGCUGUUCUGCCGCUUUUUUUUUUUUCAGUUGUUAAAUAAACUUGGAAAGUAAUAGUAUGUUUCUUUAGUCUCUAAAUAGUCUACUUCAUGAUCUACACGUAGUGUAAAGCCUAAAGUUGGAUAAAAAUUGAUUGUGGAAAAUUUGUUCAAGUCUCAGGAAUGCACCAGUUACUUCCCAACAACUUCAGAAUUUCUGUUUCAGUGGAACAAAUAUGAAUUUUGAAUGGUAAUAACAAUUACUUCUUUAAAGGAAUAUUACGUCUACUCUAUUUAUUUCUUGUGUAUUCUACAAUGUAAUCAAUUAUGCUCUUGCUCAAUUAUUAUAGUAAAGCAACUUUUAUACAAAUGCGUGUAAUUGCGUAUAUCUAUCUUUUGCAUAGUGAAUGCUGUAUUUCUAAGCAUUUGAAGCCAAUUCCUGCUGCCUUGGUGAUGUCAGUAUGUAUAAGCAAAAUAAGGCAUAAGCAACAGUGAGGGUGUGUGUGUGACAAGUACUUUGUAUAGACUGGAUACUGAAAUGGUGGUACAGUGUUAGUAUUAGCCCAGCACUUUUUUAAAUAAUUCAUAUUCGUGUUUUUCAAAUUGCCAAUAUGUGUAAUCUGAACAGAAUACGAAUCUACACGCUUUGCGUUUUCUAUAUUUUUCGUUUUAGUUAGUAUGUUUAAUGCAUACAGAAUAAGAAUUCAUAUGCUAUGUGUCUUUCUUUGCUAUUGUAUUUUGUGACCUUUUCUGUUCGACUAGAAAUUUACGAUGAAAACAAUACUGUAACGAAAUGCAGCAAAGUUUAGGGUUGACAUUACUGAUAGUGAUGUUGUUGUUUCAGCAUAAAUUCAGUGUCAUUCAGAGUUGAUGGAUAGAGUUUUGAGGGUUGUCCUUGUGUUUAUCACCACCGAGUCGAGGUUUCUGCGUCGUAAGGUACAUGUUGAUAUCUAGCUUUAAGCAACAAAAUAGCUGUCAUGCCCAGUCAUGAGUCAAAGUGGGAGCAUGCAAGUCAUGUGACUUCUUGUGUGUUUCUACAUUUGUCCUGACAGGCGUACUUGUUUUGGGAAAAAACAAGACACAUUUUUAUUUAUUUUUUAUUUAUUGUUAUGAAUAUAUCUGAUUUAAAAGCUUUGUUUUAUAUGUCAUCUUCAAAAAGUGAUAUAAUUGUUAUUGUGUUUUGAAAAAAAAAAAAACUCUUCUAAUCCGGUAGUCCCAUCCUGUUUUUGUUUUUAUUGAAAUUUUCUUUUAAAAUAAAACAAAUAAUUCUUCAA